GAAGACCAGAUUUUCCCUUUGAUAUACUUUAUCCCUCAAUUGAAAGUUCGUGGAUAAUAUAGAAAUGACGUCGACCAGUAACCCACCACCGACCAGUAACCCACCACGGGGAUGUCAUUUGUCUAUGGUAUCCCUCAACAGCAAAAUGAUGUUUGUUCUUCCUAUCUUGGACGCAUUAAGAGGACUGCAAUCGUACAACUGAUUGGAGGAUGUGUACUGGUUGUCUUGGGGAUAGUAGCCAUCAUUCUUCUGGCUGCUUGGUCCUACUUUGCUACAGCCAUCUGGAGCGGAAUACUGAUAUUCGGAGCGACUGGAGUGGUUGGCAUAUUGGCAGGGAACAAUGGGAACAAGUGUUUGAUUCGUACCUACAUGUGUAUGUCAAUCUUCGGUUGCCUCAUGGGGAUCGCUAUCUUUCAUAUGCAUAUUUUCGCCGCCAUCUUGGAAGACGGCCAGUGGCGUUAUGUAUUGGAUGGCCGCUACUACAACUGGGACUACUGGAAUGGAUGUCAGCCAGGGGACUAUUAUUCGUUUAUCCCAAACUGCGCUAAAUCAGAGUCUGCAAGAAAGACAUUCGAUGCUUUGAUUACGAUCACCGGGUUCUUCCUUUUCGUGAUGUGUAUCGUCUCGGCGUCGUACGGAUGCUGUGCUUCUUGCAGGGGUUGCGAAAGCUGUUGUAAGAAAAUCUGUUGCUGCGAUGGUAGCGGCUGCAGCCAGUGUUGCACACCACCUCCUCCACCGGUCACGGCCACCUUUCAGCCGCAAGGACCUACCGUUGCUACACAGGGGCAUCAGCAAGUUGGAAUGUACAUCGUACAGCAAGGACCAGCUCCCGUCAUGCAGAACCCACAAGUUGCUAUGCCAAUGCCUUCAACCACCAAUCAGGGCCAAGCACCUUACUACAUUGUGUCUCCAGCCACUCAGGCCCCGCCCCAACCACAGCCGAUCCCUGGUCACAUGCAUGCUCAACAACCCAACCCUGAUGCUCCACCCACUUACUACGGCGCCGGUCACUUCCCCCCUGUUGAGCUACCUGAGAGUAAGGCAUAAUGAAUGCAGCCACACCCCUUCCCCC
Strongylocentrotus purpuratus (purple sea urchin) is the source of this 1072-nucleotide messenger RNA. RefSeq lists its product as uncharacterized. The transcript has 7 exons. Gene Ontology annotation, cellular component: membrane. Lineage: Eukaryota; Metazoa; Echinodermata; Echinoidea; Camarodonta; Strongylocentrotidae. The record is from RefSeq and is a predicted model, not a curated record. The coding region runs from base 112 to 1047 and encodes 311 amino acids.